UUCGUCCAACAUUCAUUAUUCUACUUACCUGAAGGUUAUAUUAACACUUAAUAAAUUUACCAUUUCUGUUUUUUAUAAACUUUGUGCAUCAGUAUUGUUUUGUUAGAGUGGACCUAAAUUGUAAUUAAAUUAAAAUAUUCCUUGGCCAACGCGGGUGACGGCUUUAGCUAUGAUGAUGUCGAGAAGUGGUCGGAUCAGCAUGCUGCUGGAGGCAGCUCGGGUGAUGGAGGAGGCUGAACGAUUGCUACAUGUUCAUGUUAAGGAGGAAACAAUUGAGAUAGAAGACACAUCAACAUCAAACGGGGAGGCAUGGGAGGACACCGGAGCCCUGACUGAACUGGCAACACCGCAGGAUGACCCAAAUGCUGAUGAUGAGGUCAAAGAUGACCUCGAGUUGGGUCCAGUGCGGCUGGUGCGGCCCGUCGUAGCUUACGCCAUUAGUGCUGCAAUAGAAGAGGCGCGGGCAGUUGCAGCCGGACAGCAACCGGCUGAACAACAACCAGCUGAACAGCAACCAGCCCCCUCACAACAACCAGUUCCUUCACAACAACCAGCCCCCUCACAACAACCAGCGCCCUCACAACAACCAGCCCUCUCACAACAACCAGCGCCCUCACAACAACCAGCACCCUCGCAACAACCAGCCCCCUCGCAACAACCAGCCCCCUCGCAACAACCAGCCCCCUCGCAACUACCAGCCCCCUCGCAACAACCAGCCCCCUCACAACAUCCAGCCCCCUCACAACAACCAGCCCCCUCACAACAACCAGCCCCCUCACAACAACCAACUCCCGUACUACAUCCCCCUGAACAACAACCUCCUGUACCACCCGCUGAACAACAAAGUCCAGAGCGAGCCAGCAAAAAACAACUUGAACUUAGAGACAGCCCCGUCAGUCCUGAACCAAUUCCUAACCCUGAAGCACCUUCCACUAGCAAUGAAUGUCAGGAAACCGACCAUGGGGAGACUCCAACAACUGGCAAAGAAGUUAACUUAGAAAAAGAAGUAAAUAGUGUCCCUGAAGCCAAUGUCAUUGAAUACACCGUUGAAGUUAGCAUAGAAAAUCAAAUAGAAGAUGAAAAACAGUCUGAUGAUGAAGAAAAACUCAUUUAUGAAGAUGAUAUUCUUGAAGAUCCUCAAGAAAAACCCCCAGAAAUGAACAGGGAAGAAAAAGAAAACCCAUAUAGUUGUGAUAUAUGUAAGAAAAAGUUUGAGUUGAAGAUGGAUUUGAUAGAACAUGUUAUGAUACAUAUACACAUGGAGGAAGAAGACAAAUAUGAUGUUGACAACGUGUCAAGCACGGAAGACAAGGAUUAUGUGAAUGAAACUAGGACAAGUAUAGAAAUUGAAGAAGAGAAGAUUGAUAUUGUAGAGAAUAUGCAAAACACAGAGACAGAAGACAAAGGCAACGUUGUUGAAGUCUUGCCAGGCAUCGAGCAUGAUGUUGCUAUAAUUAUGCAAAGCUUGGAACGAGAUGAGGACAAGAAUGAUGUUGAAAUCAUGCCAACGGAACAGGAAGACAAAGACGAUGUUGAGACCAUACCAAGUACGGAGCAUAAUGUUCAAAUCCUGCCAAGUACGGAGCAUAAUGUUGAAGUCCUGCCAAGCAUAGACCACGAUGUUGCUGUAAUAAUGCAAAGUAUGGAACAAGAUGAGGACAAGCAUGAUGUUGAAAUCCUGCCAAGCACGGAUCAUGAAGUUGAAAUCCUGCCAAGCAUAGACAACGAUGUUGAUGUUAUCAUGCAAAGCAUGGAACAAGAGGACAAGCAUGAUGUCGAAAUCGUGCCUAACAUGGUGCAUGAUGUUGGAAUCAUGUCAAGCACAACACAGGAUGACAAAGAUGAUGUUAUCGAAAUCAUGCCAAGUACAGAACAGGAACAGGAAGAUGUUGAAAUCGUGCCAAGAACAGAACAGGAAGAUCUUGAAAUGGUGCCAAGUACAGAUAAUAAGCAUGGUGUUGAAAUCGUUCCGAACAAACAAGGGGAUGAAGGCAAUUUAAUUGAAACGUUGCCAAGUAAGGAGCCGGAGGAAAAGGCUGAAAUUAUAGAUCUUGCUGAUGAUCCUGAAAUUAUUGACCUUGUCGAUGAUGAUGAUGAUGAAGACGAAGAGAAUAGACCAAGUGUGGAGAUGGCAGUGGAUAACCCAGUUGAGGAGAAUGAACAACCAAGCCUCUCUCUGCAAAAGUUCGUGCCGCGUGACUGCUUCGUAAGGCUAGACCGUUGCGACAUCUCGCGCUACAUAAUAACAGUUCGAAAGCCCGCCAAAACCUCCAGCGCACCCGAAACUAACCCCAAUGACACUGACAAACACCAACAUAGUAACACAAACACAUACGACUGCGACACAUGCGGCAGAUCAUAUAGGCAGAAAUGUCAUCUCAAGCGACAUAUCAAAAUGCAUUUGCUGACUAAAUUUAAAAAGCCAAAGAAACGAAAAGAAUUCAAAGAACCGCUGUACCCUUGUGUAGUAUGCGACAAAAAGUUCACGCGACCAUAUUCGUUAAAGAUGCAUGAAAGAAUUCACACAGGUUUGAAGCCAUACUCCUGUGAAUACUGUGAUAAACAAUUCGCAGUUUUAGGAUGCUAUGAAAUACAUAAACGGGUCCAUACAGGUGUAAGACCGUACUCAUGCAAGUUGUGUAAAAAAACGUUCACGCAAUUCGGCCAUUUGAGGACGCAUCAACGAAGCCACACUGGAGAGAAGCCUUAUUCCUGCGAAAUAUGCAAGAAGAGUUUUACGCGCUCCACUCAAUUAAAAACACAUAUGCGGAUACACACCGGUGAGAAGCCGUACUCAUGUGAGACAUGCCAGAGACAGUUCAAGGAACAGAGCAUUUUAAAAAUGCAUAUAAGAAUACAUACAGGGGAGAAGCCAUACUCUUGUGAUGUAUGUAAAAAAGGUUUCUCACAAUCAAGCGCUUUAAAAGUGCAUAAACGAAUACACACCGGUGAGAGGCCUUACGGUUGCGAAACAUGUCAGAAGCGGUUCGCAGAUUUGAGUACUUUGAAGGCACAUAGGCGUAUACACACAGGGGAAAAACCGUACUCCUGUAAGAUGUGCAAUAAGGCGUUUACUCAAUUGGCUAAUUUAAGGAUGCAUGAGUGGCGAAACUCGUGUACAAAAAAAGACGAAGCUGUUAUUACGCCUUUCCCCUGAAAGACUGAACUGUGUUCUCGUUGUUGUUAGUGCAAUUUUUUACUGUAUUUAUUGUCUGAACAAACUUGUCAAUAUUAACCUGGCCAACUUGUAAAAAAAACUUGUUUUUUUUAACUAGGCAAUUUUUUUUAUUCUUGUUAAAUAUGAAUAUUGAACAUUAUAAAAAGGUACUAAUGCCGCUUUGCUUCUGACUAUCAAUGAAUGUAUUUAACAACUAUAUUCACUGCCGAUAAAAUUGUAUUU
Messenger RNA from Cydia fagiglandana, 3400 nucleotides. Its product is annotated as cell surface glycoprotein 1-like. Gene Ontology annotation, biological process: regulation of transcription by RNA polymerase II. The coding region runs from base 170 to 3157 and encodes 995 amino acids. Gene Ontology annotation, molecular function: DNA-binding transcription factor activity, RNA polymerase II-specific; RNA polymerase II cis-regulatory region sequence-specific DNA binding. The transcript is spliced from 4 exons. The record is from RefSeq and is a predicted model, not a curated record. Lineage: Eukaryota; Metazoa; Arthropoda; Insecta; Lepidoptera; Tortricidae.